Messenger RNA from Lactuca virosa, 3040 nucleotides. The record is from the annotation of a GenBank genome assembly. NCBI's taxonomy places the organism in Eukaryota, Viridiplantae, Streptophyta, Magnoliopsida, Asterales, Asteraceae.
AUGAUUCCUGUACCGCCUUCCGAUGAACCUUUUUACCCUUUUGGCGAUUUGGAUUUGGAUCUAUCUGACUCCGAGCUCCGUGAAACCGCCUACGAGAUCUUCGCCGGGGCUUGUGGAAUCCCCGGCGGUGGUAGGCUGCUGAGUUACGUUUCUCAUUCAGGGAGAUUAUUCGAUUGGAUGCCACCAGGCCCUUCUUUUCAGCGGUCAUUAACAUUCUCGAUCGGAAGCAAGGUGAAAAGAUCAUUGGGUUUAAAUUCUCCGAAGAAGAAAAAGGGUUCAGGUUCUGCUCCGGUGAGUCCAGUGAACAAGACAAAUCGGCAUCCAACAAUUGGUGAGAUGAUGAGAAUUCAGAUGAAGAUUUCGGAUGAAACCGAUUGUAGGGUUAGGCCUGCGUUACUGAAAAUCGCUGCUGAACUGGUUGGCAGGAGAAUCGAAUCAAUAGUUUUACCCGUAGAACUUUUACACCAGUUCAAAUCUUCCGAUUUCCAAACUCAACACGAAUACAACGAAUGGCAAAGAAGAAAUUUCAAAAUACUUGAACUCGGAUUAUUGCUUCACCCCAAAAUACCCCUCGACAAGAAUGAUUCAUCUGCUCAACAACUCUCCAAAAUCAUACACACUGCUUAUGAACAUCACAUGGUGACUGGAAAACACAGUGAAGAAGUUAAAACCCUUCGUGGUGUAACAAAUCAGCUUGCUUGUAGAUCAGGUGAUGAUUCCGAAAUGUGUCAUUGGGCAGAUGGGAUUCCAUUGAAUCUUCGGCUUUACCAAUUCCUUCUUGAAUCUCUUUUCGACAUUGAAACCCCAACAAUUAUAAUCAACGAAAUCGAUGAGAUGUUAGAGUUCAUAAAAAGGACUUGGGGUAUUCUCGGAAUUAAUCAGAGGUUCCAUAAUCUUUGUUUCUUGUGGGUUUUAUUCAAUCGUUUUCUUUCCACAGGGCAAGUUGAAAACGAUUUGCUUCUUGCUUGUGCUAAUUUGUUGUUGGAAAUUAAGGAAGAUGCAGAUUCUGAUUCUGAUUCUGAUUCUGGUUUUAGUACUCAGUAUUCCAAGAUCUUGAAUUCUACUUUAAUGUUUAUUUUUAAGUGGGCUGAGAAAGGGCUUUUUGGGUAUCGUGAGUUUUUUUAUAGAGGCAAUGUUGACUUGAUGCAUAUUGUUUUAUCGAUUGGGUUAUUAGCAGAUGAAUUAAUGGUAGAAAAAAGUUCAUGUGAUGAUGAUAUGAGGAAAAUAGUUUAUGAAGCAAGUGGGAAAGUUGACACUUACAUCCGAUCAUCAAUGAAAAUGGCUUUUAGUCAGAUAAUGGAAAAGUUAAUGACAAGUAGGAAAUCAACAAAACGACAACAAACUAAUUUCAAUCAACUUCCCGCUCUAUGUGUAAUCGCCCAAGAAAUUACCGAUUUAGCCUUCACCGAAAAGGAGAUUUACAGUCCAAUACUAGCAAAACACCAUCCCCUUCCUGUCGGUGUGGCAGUUGCAACUCUUCAUUCUUGUUUUGGUCAACAAGUCAAAGCAUUCAUUUCAAGUAUUACCGAUUUGACCCCAGAUGUUAUACAAGUCCUCAUAGCUGCUGAUAAGAUGGAAAAAUGUUUAGUACAAAUGUCUGUUGAAGAUUCUUUUGAUAGUGAAGAUGGUGGAAAGUCAAUAAUUCAAGAAAUGAGUCCUUAUGAAACAGAGAUUGUGAUUGCUGAUUUGGUCAAAUCUUGGAUUCAAACAAGAGUUGAAAGACUUACUCAAUGGGUUCAUAGCAAUUUAAAAAAAGAGGUGUGGAACCCAACAGUAAACCAAGGGCAAUUUGGUCAAUCUGUGGUGGAAGUUUUAAGAACAACUAGUGAAACAUUGGAAGCAUACUUUUUACUACCAAUACCCCUCCAUGCAGCUUUACUACCAGAUUUAACAAAUGGUCUCGAUAAAUCCGUUCAAGAUUACAUUUUCAAAGCAAAAUCCACUUCAGGAAGCCGAAACAAAUUUCUUCCAAAAAUACCCUCGUUGUCACAAAUGGCUGAAAAUAGAACAACAGAAGACGAUUAUGAUUAUGAUUAUGAUGAUGAUUCUUGUGGUAUACUACAAUUAUGUGUUCGUGUUAAUACUUUUAUCUACAUUCGUAACGAAUUACAAAUUUUCCAAGAAAGGGUAGUCGCACAAUUGAGAAGCACUGGAAGUAGAACAACUGACGAGGGCAAUAUUGUCAAUUACUAUAAAAUUAGCUUCAACCUAUCUUUAACCGCUUGUGAAGACGGGAUUCAAGAACUCUGCGAGGUAACCGGAUAUAAACUCGUAUUUCAUGAAUUAAAUCAUGUUUUUUGGAAGGGUUUAUACAUCGAUGGAGCUUCAUCUUCAAGAAUCGAACCUUUUUUAGAAGAAUUGGAAGAGAAUCUUGAAAAAAUAACGGGAAUUGUACACGACGAUAGCGUUAGAACAAGGGUAACGACGGAAAUUAUGAGAGCUUCAUGCGACGGGUUUUUGUUGGUUUUGCUUGCCGGAGGUCAUUCUCGUAAUUUCACUCCUCAAGAUUCCUUCAACAUACAAGAGGAUUUCCAUCUUCUCGUCGAUCUUUUCUGGUCUCAUGGCGAUCGAUUGCCGACGGAAUUGAUAAGCAAAUUCUCGGCUCCGGUGGAAGGUAUUUUACCCCUUUUUGCAACCGACACCGAAACCCUAAUCCAGCAAUGUAAGGCUUUAGCGGUGGUUAAGGGUGGCCGUUUGCCGGAGGCCGGCGAGUGGGAUCGGAACGACCCGAAUACGAUCUUGAGAGUGUUGUGUCAUCGUGACGAUAGGGUUGCUUUUAAGUUUCUUAAGAAUAAUUUUCAUCUCCCGAAGAACGUUUGAUGUAUAGAUGAUCGUGUUGAUUAAUGAUUCUGAUAGGCGGCGAACGGCGGCAGUUGUACAUAUAAAGUUACCGGAUUUGUGGUGGUUCUGGUGAACCACCGUGACAGGUUUAUUCCAUUUUUUUUUCUUAUUGAUAUAAUCUAUUGAUCGUGUAUUCGUUUGGCAACAAGGUUGAUGCUAACAUUUAAUCAUUAAUGAAGUAGAAAAUGUUAUUAGUGUA